Messenger RNA from Rhizopus microsporus ATCC 52813, 479 nucleotides. RefSeq lists its product as uncharacterized. The coding region runs from base 84 to 368 and encodes 94 amino acids. The record is from RefSeq and is a predicted model, not a curated record. Lineage: Eukaryota; Fungi; Mucoromycota; Mucoromycetes; Mucorales; Rhizopodaceae. The transcript has a single exon.
UGCCUCUACCUCCUGCUGACCUCCCUUCCUUCUCUCAACGGAAGCGAAACAUUGCGUUCGGAAUUGAUUCUUUUUUUUCAAGUAUGAAAGGCAAACGACCUGCACCUAUUAAUGAGGGAACCGAAUUUGUUUCGGUUGACGAGUAUUUAACGAGUCAGAUCUGUAACAAGUGCAAACCCAGACAAUUAAAUAAUACCUCCAUUGCUGGAUCAAAGCGAAGAGUACACUCUAUCCUCAAGUGUGAAUCUUGUGGUACGGUUUGGAAUCGCGAUGUGAACAGUGUAUUAAACAUAUAUGGUAUCUUUGUUUACAAAUCAAAACAUGACAAUGAAAAUCCUCCCCCCUCCAAAAGACCUUCAAAAGACUAACGGUGUUCUUGGAUUUAAUGCGCUGUCCAUAGCGGCAAUGCAUUCCUUAACACCUCGGUGAGUAUAAAGCGAGUGAUACAUUAUUUUUUAUUCAUUAGUCUUCUAGCUAGA